Botrytis fragariae is the source of this 1011-nucleotide messenger RNA. RefSeq lists its product as uncharacterized. Lineage: Eukaryota; Fungi; Ascomycota; Leotiomycetes; Helotiales; Sclerotiniaceae. The transcript is spliced from 2 exons. The record is from RefSeq and is a predicted model, not a curated record. Bases 1 to 1011 code for a protein of 336 amino acids.
AUGGCUGACAAUAAGAUCGAAGAAGGCGACAAAGUUUCCUGGAGCUGGGGCGGCGCAAAUCCAGAUGGAACCGCUGCAGAAGUCAAGCCUGGUGAAGUCUCAGUCACUAGUCAUCGCGGAAAUGAAAUCAAAAAGACGGGGGAUGAGGAGAAUCCAGCAGUACACAUUGAGAGAAGUGGGAAUGAUGUAGUGAAGUUGGCUAGUGAGUUGAAGGUGGAGGAGAAGGGUGAAGAGAGUAAGGAGGGAGAGGAGACAAAAGAGGAAGAAAACGCCAAUGAAUCAAAGGAAACCAAGGAGGAGACCAAAGAGGAGACCAAUGGCGAAUCAAAGGAUGAAGAAAUGAAGGAUGAAACCAAUGGUGAAGCCAAGGACGAGGAGAAAAAGGUCGAGGCAAAUGGUGAAUCAAAGGAUGAGGCCAAUGGUGAAUCAAAGGAUGAGGCCAAUGGUGAUUCAAAGGAUGAGACCGACGGCGAAACAAAGGUCGAAGAGGAGAAGGUCGAGACCAAUGGUGAAUCCAAGGAUGAAGAGAUGAAAGAUGAAACCAAUGUUCCAGACGAAAAGGUCGAAUCCGAGGAAGAAGAUAAAAAGGAAGAGGACGUGGAGAUGAAGGAUGGUGAAGAUAAGGUUGAGGAACAGAUCACUGAAGAAAAACCCGAGGAAAAUGCUGAGGAAAAUGCUGAGGAAAAUGCUGAGGAAAAACAUGUCAAGGAGGACGAGAAAAAAGAUUCAAAUGGCAAAGAAGAUAAAUCCGAGACCAAACCCAAGGCCGGCAACAAGCGCAAAGCAGAUGAAUUGGAAGAUGAAGCAGAGAGUCCAGAAGAGAGCGGCACCAAAAAACAAAAGACCAACGCUACUUCUAAUGGCACUGCUAAUGGUACUGACUCGAAGAAGAAGCCUGGUAGACCAAAGGGUGCAUCCACUGGUACACCUGCCAAGAGGGAAAAGAAGCUUCCUGCUGUUGGUCAAGCUCAACGAAAGACAAGAAGUCAAGCACGCAAGGAAUCUGUUUAG